Molecule: messenger RNA, 1857 nt
Organism: Parastagonospora nodorum SN15
Lineage: Eukaryota; Fungi; Ascomycota; Dothideomycetes; Pleosporales; Phaeosphaeriaceae
Exons: 2
Coding region: 1-1857 (618 amino acids)
Molecular function (GO): protein binding
Source: RefSeq, a predicted model, not a curated record
AUGCUGGCAUUUACUCGCAUUUCUCUUGCGCGUAACUUGAUCUUGCUCCCACGUUCAUUCAUCCGUAUUCGGCCGGAUCUCAACUCAAACUCAUCACGCUUUCCUCACGACCGGGUAAAAGGAAAUACUUCACCUGGGACAGCUUCCCGUGCGGUCACUGCAAUACUGCAUAUGGCCGUUCGUGAUUAUUCGCAGAAUAUGUCAACUAGUGGUGGACUCUUUCACGAAGCUGCUUUGAGGGGGGAUGUGGAUGAGUUCGAGCAGCUCGUCAAAUCCGGGAUGGAUCCAAAUUCACCCAACUCGGGUGGACGUCUACCACUACACACAUUUUGCGGCGCGCCAUGGAUACAUGACGAAUUCCUACUGGACGAUCAAGUACCCAGGCCAGCGACGAACUGGUUUCUUGAACACACCAACAACAUUGAUACACCUGACCGGGAUGGCAUAACAGCACUUCACAUUGCAUCCAUGAUGUCUCAAUAUCUGGUGAAGACGCUGCUUGUGGCUGGCGCGGAUCCGACGCGCACAACUUGUGACGGCAUGAAUGCUCUUCAUCUGGCGGCACGUGCUCGACAGAGCAACAUUGUGGGCAUAUUGAUUGAUGCACUUACAACCCGACACGGAAAUCUCCAAGAGCACGAAGUCAAUGCGAAGGAUGAUACUGCGAGAACGCCAUUGCACUACGCCUGCCGCUCUGGUCGCCCUGAGACCGUCUCUUACAUGAUAGCUGCAGGCGCUGAUCCCACGUCCAUGGAUGUCAAUGGACUGACACCGCUCGAUGCAUGCCUUGAAUUCGAAGACGAGCAGACAUUAUGGGCAGACUAUCGGGAGCUCCAGUUGCCGGAUUGGUACUGGCUCGGCCGUGUUGACCUACCGUCCGACUGGGGGACCCACGCACUUGGGGGCGUUCGAAAGCAAGACGAUGAUCGACCUUGGAUUCGACCCAGCCGAGAGCUGCAGCGUGCGCUAGAUCGGCUACCUGGAGGACCUUGGCGUGAAGACACAUUUCGUAUCGCAUCAGUUCAGCAUACGGCCCGUCUCGAAGAAAUCCUUAAUGCCAUCACAAAAGCCCUCAGGGAUCAAGGCAAAGGGACACACAGGCUGUCCAAGAUCACAUUACGAAAUUCUUGUUUCGUAGGUCUCCGAGGACACCUAUCCACAAACCAUCAAAGACUAGAGAAGUCUGUUCAACGUACCCAGUCCGAUCUUGAGCAACGAUUCGGGAAAAGGCAUGAUCAGCCUGGCGAUCAUGCGCAUCUCGCUCUUGUUGAGACGCUCUUGCGAAGAAGGAAGUACGGUGUACUUGAAAAUAUCCUGCGUGAUGACGGAUCCUCUCUGCCUCUCUUAGACUCGGACGUGUACGAUAUCGCAAGACUGCUGGUCAGACACGGCUUCGCAAAACUGCUAAGAACUAUCAUCGACUCCAAGCAUGGAUCCCAGCUCCGAUCAGAACCUAGUGCGUCUCCAACAUCCGGCGACCCAUUGUUGAUUGUCGCCGUUAAGAGGCAACUCCCAAACAUGGACGUCGUGCGCUUGCUCAUAGAGAAGCUUCAGGUGGACAUCAAUUGCAGAAGCAGAACAGGCGAGGAGGCUUAUGCGGAUGUGGAUGCGCCGGGUGUUUGCUACGAUUUUGAUGUCAGGCAGCCCGGGCUGAAUACUGCACUUCAUGAGUGUGCGAAGGGAUUCAAUUGGUGGCAGGUUAAAUGCUGCUUGCCCUAUCUGUUGUCGCGUGGCGCUGACGUUAAUCUGGAAAAUGAGGCUGGUCUCGCACCGUGGCAAAUCACUCAGGCAGACUACCAGGAGACUUUCAUGGAGGAUUCAGAGAAGUUGGUGAGAUCUACGUCGCAGAAGUCUUGA